Messenger RNA from Lodderomyces parapsilosis, 1932 nucleotides. RefSeq lists its product as uncharacterized. The coding region runs from base 1 to 1932 and encodes 643 amino acids. Gene Ontology annotation, molecular function: DNA helicase activity. The record is from RefSeq and is a predicted model, not a curated record. Gene Ontology annotation, cellular component: replication fork. Gene Ontology annotation, biological process: telomere maintenance; DNA replication; DNA repair. The transcript has a single exon. NCBI's taxonomy places the organism in Eukaryota, Fungi, Ascomycota, Pichiomycetes, Serinales, Debaryomycetaceae.
AUGCCAACCAAAAGCAAAAAGCAGUCUACCUUGGGUCAACAAAGUAUACUCGCUUAUCUUGGCAUUGAUGGAAGUAAAGCCAACAACGACAAGCCCAAACAACAUCACAACAAGCACAUAUCAAGGCAAAAUUCGAUAUUGAGUGCCACUAAUAACGAUGAUGGGUUUGGUGAUGAUUCAAGCUAUGAUACGUCAAUUGACACAAGCAUGGAAAUGCUGAAUUUCAAAAAUCCGACAUUGGAAAGCGCGGUUUUACAACACAGGGCCAAUCAGUCUUUGUCAUCGCAAAGAACCCUAAAAAUCCUUGGGGAGUCGAACUUGGUCAACACCACUCAAAGCGGGAAAGAUAACCUCAAAAGAACAAACAGCGAUAUACUAAGCACUUUUGAGGGUGGCCAAGCCAAAAAAGUUGCAAAGCUUACAAAUUUUAAAUCGCCAACAAUUUCCCAAACAGAGGGAACCCAAUUGAGUACAGAGCAAAAGCUGGUUAUUGAUUCAGUUCUUGCUGGAUGUAAUGUCUUUUAUACUGGGAGUGCAGGUACUGGUAAGUCAGUGGUACUUCGUGAGUUGGUAAGGAUCCUUAAAAGCAAGUAUGGAGAUAAUAUGGGUGUAACUGCACCAACUGGAAUGGCUGCUUGUAAUAUUCAAGGUCAAACCAUUUUCAAGUUUUUAGAGAUUGGUCUUGCCUUUAAAUCUGCGCCGGAUCUUGCAAACAUGAUUAGAAAAAAUCACCACAAGUUGAGUAAAUGGACAAGAUUGAGAGUUUUGAUCAUCGAUGAGGUAUCAAUGAUUGAUGGGGCGCUAUUUGACAAAUUGGAGAAUGUUGCUCGAUUGGUAAGAAAAUCUGACAAACCUUUUGGGGGGAUCCAAAUCGUAUGUACUGGGGAUUUUUAUCAAUUGCCACCAGUUGCUGUGAAUCGAACUGCCCAAUUUUGUUUUCAGUCAAAAUCAUGGUCUAAAGUUAUUAACAAAAACAUUGUUUUGAAACAGAUUUUCAGACAAAAGGGGGAUCACGAUCUUAUUGAAAUGUUGAAUGCACUUAGAACAGGGGAGUUGGGUGAUGCGAUUGUUGCUAAAUUUAAAGACCUUUCGCGAACAGUACAUUAUGACGAUGGGAUUGAGCCGACCCAGUUGUUUCCAACCAGGAAAGAGGUGCACUCGGCCAACAGUGACCGAUUAAAAAAACUAUCCUCAAAAGCUUACGAAUUCAUGGCCAAAGACAGUCACAAAGGUGAACAUGUUAAAAAACAAUACGACCAACUUCUAUGUGAGGAAACUUUAGUCUUGAAGGAAGGUGCUCAGGUGAUGAACAUCAAAAACAUCAAUGACCAUUUGGUCAACGGAACACUUGGUACUGUUAUGUUUUUCACCACAUUGAAACUCUACUUGAAGAUACUAGACAUAUAUGGUGCAAUUGAAGCAAUGGACUCGCAGAUGUUGAAAGAAGUCAAAUUCAUUACUUCGCGUAUUGGUUCAGUAAAAAGUUGGACAGAUGAUGACAGAUUGGUGUUUCAACAAGUUCCGGACGAAAGAAAGACUCAUUUUGAGCUGCUUGUGCAGAUGGCUGUCCUAGAAACAACAGCCAAUAUCUUACCAGUUGUUCUUUUCAAAUUGAAUGGUUAUGACGAAGCUGUACUCGUUGAUAGACAAGAGUUUACUGUUGAAACCGGACACGAAAAUAGAGCGGAUGGUAAUCCAUAUAGAGCUCAAUUACCCUUGUUGCUUUCAUGGGCAAUGUCUAUUCACAAAGCACAGGGUCAGACCCUUCCUCGUGUGAAAAUAGAUUUAAACAGAGUAUUUGAGAAUGGACAUGCAUAUGUGGCUAUAUCCCGAGCUGUGAGUAGGGAGACUUUGCAAGUAAAACAUUUCAGCAUAGGGAAAGUAAAAGCAUCACCUAUUGUGAAGCAGUUCUAUCAACAUCUAGAAAAGUAG